Papaver somniferum (opium poppy) is the source of this 2729-nucleotide messenger RNA. RefSeq names its product pentatricopeptide repeat-containing protein At3g04750, mitochondrial-like. NCBI's taxonomy places the organism in Eukaryota, Viridiplantae, Streptophyta, Magnoliopsida, Ranunculales, Papaveraceae. The transcript has a single exon. Gene Ontology annotation, molecular function: RNA binding; protein binding. Bases 56 to 1888 code for a protein of 610 amino acids. The record is from RefSeq and is a predicted model, not a curated record. Gene Ontology annotation, biological process: RNA modification.
GAGAGAUUGAAAUUACAAUAGGUGGUGCUUUGGUGCAGCUUUUGGGAAUUUAUCCAUGUUUCGUUGCAGAUAUGGCUGGCACCUCUUCACAUCUGUAUCGCCUCCCAGCAAAAGCAGCUGGGAUCCAACUGUGUCCCUCACUCUCAGCCAUCCAACCCUUGUUCUGCUUGAGCAAUGCAGAACUAGAAAUCACUUUAAACAGAUCUUGGCUCAAAUGAUAAGGAUCCACCUGGUUACAGAGACGUUUCCCAUGAGUAGGCUUCUUCUGUUCUCAGCAGUCUCGCAUCCAGAAAAUUUGGAUAUCGCCACAAUCCUAUUUGAUCACUAUACUCCAAGGCCGAAUCUCUUCAUUUACAACACUAUGAUCUCUGCCUUAUCAUUCUCACCAACUCAAUCAUUUUCCUUAUACAACUCAAUGCUUCGAUCUUACUUAUCUCCAGAUGAAAAGACUCUCAUUUCCCUCAUCAAAGGCUCAAAUUAUUUAUCAGAAGGUAAGCAAAUCCAUUGCCAUGCCAUCGUGACAGGGUUAUCAUCCUGUGGUUAUUUCCUUAAUUCACUCAUCAAGAUGUACUCCGAGCAUGGACAAAUGGCUCUUGCAGAUCAGGUCUUUCAGCAGGUGCCUCAACUAGAUACUAUUUCAUUCAAUAUCAUGAUUGCUGGAUAUGUUUGGAACUCAUGUAGCCUAAAAGCGCUUGAUCUGUUCCAUGACAUGGUAAGCGCAUACCUCAGUCCAGACGAUAUCACGAUGGUAAGUCUCCUCAUGUCAUGUGGGAGACUGAGAAAUAUACACUUGGGGAAGUCAGUUCAUGCAUGGAUUUCGCGGAGGACGGUUUGUGGUUUCAGUUUAGUUCUAAGUAAUGCACUUCUUGAUAUGUACGUCAAAUGUGGGAAUUUGUUUCUUGCUCGCAGGGUUUUUGAUGCAUCUUCGAAGAAGGAUAUUGUAUCAUGGAACACGGUAAUUGCGGGGUAUGUCAAGGUUGGAGAAGUGGAAGUUGCCCAUGGUCUUUUUGAUGAAAUGCCUGUUAGAGAUCUUGUAUCCUGGAAUUCCAUUAUAGCUGGAUAUGCACAGAGAGGAAACUUGCCAACAGUGAUGGAUAUGUUCAAUGGUAUGGUUUUCCAGAAAGUUGUACCUGACAAGUUUACAAUUGUUAGCUUGGUCUGCUCUGCUGCGAAAGCAAAUUCCCUAGGUCAAGGGAGGUGGGUUCAUGGUUGGAUAUUUAGAAGGCAGAUGAAAUUAGAUGCAUUUCUGGGUUCCGCACUUGUAGACAUGUAUUGUAAGUGUGGUGGCAUUGAAGCAGCUCUUGCUGUUUUCAAAAUGAUUACUGUAAAGGAUGUUACUCUAUGGACUUCUAUGAUUGCAGGGUUUGGGUCUCAUGGCUAUGGGAAACAAGCUUUGGAAUAUUUUUGUAAAAUGCAGGAAAAUCUAAAACCUAAUCAGGUGACAUUUGUGGCCAUUCUCACAGCUUGCAGUCACAGUGGGAUGGUGGAUGAUGGUUUACGGAUUUUCAACGCCAUGAAGGAAAACUAUGGUAUUGAACCAGGGGUGGAGCACUACGGGUGUCUCAUUGAUCUUCUAGCACGCGCAGGUAAGCUUUUUGAGGCAAAACGCGUAAUUGACAAUAUGGCGAUGAAGCCGAGUAGGUCCAUUUGGGGAGCAAUGUUAAAUGCUAGUCAAGCUCAUGGAAAUGUCGAGAUGGCAGAAGCUGCUUCGACGGAAUUGUUAAAGCUUGAGCCAGAGAAAGAGGGUGGCUAUGUUCUGUUGUCCAAUAUGUACGCAGCUGAUGGGAAUUGGGAUCAUUCAAACAGGAUCAGAGAAAUAAUGGGAAACCGAGGAUUGAAAAAGACAGCUGGUUGCAGUAAGCUGGUGGUAGGUGGGCGAGAAAUAUGAUUAGCUUGAGCCAUUCUCAGUACGAAUUCUUUUUGUGCCUUUGCUUUAAAUCUUGCCGUGUUUUUGCUCGUGGGAAAAACUUCUGCACUUACAAUGAAUGUAGCUGGAGUUGUCAAGGAUUGGUUGUUGAUUGCAUUUUCGUGGUCAGUGAUUAGAGAUACAAUGACACCCAUAAAUUUGGUUAGUUAUGGAGUUGCAUUUUUGGGUGUUUGUUAUUAUGAUGAUGUGAAAUUGAAAGCUUUGAAGUUGAAAGAAGAACAGAAGAAGCCUCCACCUGAGGAUGAGGAGGCUGGGAAAUUGUUAGAGGAAAGAGAUGGAGAGAGUUGCAGGGAAGACUGAUUCUCAGAGAAAACAACAGAGAGGAGCAUUUGCAACGGUCAUCUUUAUAUAGAUAAGAAAACAAUAGAGAAAACAUUGAUGUUCAAAGAGGAGCAAAGAAAAUGUGGCCGUGUGCAGGUAUCUGGUUUUCAUAUGUUUUAUUUGUAUUCAUUUUGGCUGUUAGAAACAUUACACUUUUAGCUAAUAUCUGGCACUUUAAAAGCUGUAAUAAGGGAGACCCAUUUUUUGAUCGAUGAUUCUAGAGGGACCUAGAAAAGUAUACAUCACCAAAUAUGAGACACAGAUUUAGUUGGUGGGAGCGAAUUCUUCAAUAUGUUUACCAUCAUUCUAGUUUUACUUUGCUUUUUAACCUUAGCUUUUAAAUUAUGUAAUGCCAAUGACAUUUCUAAUGACGCUCCAGCAUCAGUUCUUGACAUUUGUAACAAAUUAAGUGCGAUUUCUUAGCGUAAAUCAUGCUUUAGCCUUUAGGUUAUUAGAUUCCAAACCAUUUUUGUACCUACUA